Messenger RNA from Liolophura sinensis, 528 nucleotides. RefSeq names its product luciferin-binding protein-like. The transcript has a single exon. Gene Ontology annotation, molecular function: calcium ion binding. Bases 1 to 528 code for a protein of 175 amino acids. NCBI's taxonomy places the organism in Eukaryota, Metazoa, Mollusca, Polyplacophora, Chitonida, Chitonidae. The record is from RefSeq and is a predicted model, not a curated record.
AUGGCUUUAUCGGAAGGACUUGAAAACAAGGUCAGAAAGGCUUUUCGAUUUUUCGAUCUUGACAAAGAUGGAAUUCUGACUAGAGAGGAGAUGAUUAAUAUCGCUCACAAAAUAUCCGCCUUGAGUAACGCCACGAAGGAAGAAGCCGAAGUCACUCGUAGAGAAUGGACCAAGUGGUGCGACUUCCUCUUUCCUGAAGGUCAAAUCACUGAGGACGACUACAUUGAACGCGGCAAGAAAAUGUUUGACAAGGAUGGAGCAAAGAUAAAGGCGGAAGACUAUACCUGCUAUAACAACGUUUUCGAAAGAUUGGAUUCCAACAAAGACGGUUUUAUUUCCCCAGAAGAGUUGCGGAUGUACUACAAGGCGUUUGGUUAUGGCGAAGACUACGACAUAGACAAAGUCUUCCAAUCUUUGGACUCAAACAAGGAUGGAAUGAUCAGCCGAGAAGAGUUUGUGAAGGCGACGGUGGAUUAUUGGACAACAGACUCUGGUUAUGAGUUUUUCUACGACGUGCCUCGAAAAUAG